AUGAAAAUCAUUAUUCUUCUUUAUCUCUUGUCCACAAUUUUUGCUAUCAGAAGAAGCGUUAAUCCUGAAAUCUUUUUGCAAUUUAAGCAUACAGGAAAACUUGAAAAUAUUGACCAAAAUAAUCAACAAUCAAAUGCUAUUUUUUUGGAAAAUAUGCUGAAUUAUUAUCAAAUUAUAAUAAAAAAUGCAAUUAUUAAUAUAUUUAUAUUUAUUUUAAAUCAGAAUAAAGAUAAGUUGGAUAAUAACGUAAAAAACGAUCUAUCCACAAGUUUAUUUAAUAUUGAAAAUACUCAAGAUGAAUUAGACACAAAUUUUAUGCAGCUAAGUAAUGAUGAUUCUGGAGAAGAUAAUGAUGGUUUAGAAGAUGAUACUAAAAUUUUAUUGGUAUUUAUACUUAAUGCUAUCACUUGUGUCUUUUGCUGCGCAUUUUUACAGUUUAUAUUGAUGCUUUCAAAAAGAAUGAGUAAUGAGUUAAGUGAACUCAAAAAAAAUUAUAGGCAGCAUCAAGGGUUUCUGAGGUUUAAAGAGUUCAGAAAAGCAUGGGCAAAAGAAAAUGAGGCAAGUGAAGCAGAAAAUUAA
This is a messenger RNA of Blepharisma stoltei, 579 nucleotides long. Lineage: Eukaryota; Ciliophora; Heterotrichea; Heterotrichida; Blepharismidae. The record is from the annotation of a GenBank genome assembly.